Molecule: messenger RNA, 1602 nt
Organism: Cylicocyclus nassatus
Lineage: Eukaryota; Metazoa; Nematoda; Chromadorea; Rhabditida; Strongylidae
Source: the annotation of a GenBank genome assembly
AUGGUAAGACUUAUUGCAUUCUUUAGUUCGAGCAAUGUGAUGAUAAACGACACGACGAUUCAUACAUACACAGCCUUCCAGGUUCUCAAAGGAGGUGCAUUGUUUCUGCUUGUUGCAUGGACCGUCUUCGCCAACUCUUUAGUAUUCAUCGUUCUGUACAAAAAUCCAAGGUUACAAACGGUGCCAAACCUACUGGUUGGUAAUCUAGCUUUUUCUGAUCUCUGUCUUGGUUUGAUAGUGCUGCCACUGUCGUCAGUUUAUGCUGUCGCAGGGGAAUGGGUCUUUCCUGAUGCUCUAUGUGAAGUUUUUGUAUCAGCCGACAUUCUCUGUUCGACAGCUUCGAUAUGGAACCUAUCAAUAGUGGGGCUGGAUCGGUACUGGGCCAUAACGAGUCCUGUUGCUUAUAUGAGAAAGAGAAAUAAACGGACAGCCUGCAUUAUGAUACUUUCUGUGUGGUUUUCUAGCGCACUGAUAUCUCUAGCUCCUUUAUUAGGUUGGAAACAGACAGCCAUUACACCUAAUCUUAUUUAUGAAAACGACAAUAUGGUGCGACAUUGUACAUUCCUCGAUCUUCCAAGCUAUACGGUUUAUUCGGCUACCGGUUCAUUUUUCAUUCCAACAUUAUUGAUGUUCUUCGUCUAUUUUAAAAUAUAUCAAGCUUUUGCAAAGCAUCGUGCUCGACAGAUUUAUCGACAAAAAGUGAUAAGGAAACAUAUUGAAUCAACUAUCCUACAUGAGAUAAGCCACGUACUACCAGCACCUGACGUUUUUGACAAGGAAGAUGAAGACAGCACAAGCUCAAAUCGUGUAGAAAACGGAUUUGGUACGGAAGAAGUUCCCAUACUAGAGGAUUGUGACAAUAGAUCAAAUACAACAGUUCAAGAGAGCACAGCAAUCACGAACUACACGGGUAGAGCCAGUGAGCCAACGCAAACUACGCUUUGUAGACGGGACAGCAAUGCGGUUUUUGACCAAAGUCCUUCAAAUAUGAAACGCUGCGUAUCCUGCGAACGGAGAGGGGACACACCUCCAAGAACUGCGAGCAGAAAACUGCGACGGGAAAAGAGUGAGCGCCUCGUGAACAGAAAACCGAAGUUCAAAAGUCCUCCGAAGCCAAAAGCGAUUUCCGCUGCAAAAGAACGUCGUGGCGUCAAAGUACUCGGAAUCAUUCUAGGAUGUUUUACUGUCUGUUGGACACCGUUCUUCGUGAUGUAUGUAUUGGUGCAAUUUUGCAAGUACUGUAAUCCGAAUCCGCACAUCGAGAUGUUCAUCACAUGGCUAGGCUAUAGUAAUUCCGCAAUGAAUCCUAUUAUAUACACGGUGUUCAACAGAGACUAUCAAGUGGCUCUCAAGAUGUUAUUUGCAAACUACAAAAUUCGUCUCGCAUGUGACUACAAAACUUCUGUUAGUUCAGUCGUCACAAAGCACAACUGGGUCAUAAAAUGGUCACUUCUCAAUAUAUCACUUUCUGUCUUCCCAAAUUUGUUGUCAGGCUGUAGAGAAUUUACAUACAAGUGUUUUGUGGAUGGACACAUACAAGCUUUGGCUUCAUCUGUAGUGAACAACGAUAAAACUCGCGCUUUGCAUUUGGCACUUUUGUAG